AUGGGUCUUAUAGGAGUCAUAUUAGAGGUUGUUGCUGCAAUUAAUACAUUAUCUGUAACACCGUUGAGUUCAUAUACUCAAAAUUUCAAGCAUGUAAAUCCUUUAUUUUACUGGACUGAUGUUUACUACAAGAAAUUCGACAGUGAGAAGAAUAUUUAUCAAGAAAGGAGACCUGGAGCGCAAUCCAACAAACUUUUGAAGGCCACUCGUUUGUCAGUUGACUCAGUGGCAUUCCCACCGGAUGGCCGGCUGCUUGAAUCAGGCUCUCGGGACAAAACAGUCAAGCCCUGGGAUACUGCCACUGGAACUCUGCAGCAGACUCUUGGAGGCCACCUGGGAUUAGUUCUAUUAGUAGUAUUCUCACCAAAUGGCAGGGUGCUGGCAUCAAGCUCUAAGCACGAAACAGUCAGGCUCUGGGAUACUGCCACUGGGAAUUUUGGUGAGGCAAUUGCAAACUCGAAAUUUCCUCAAGAUAGUCCAUAUCUCGGCACCAAUUUUGGGACUUCUCGCUUGGGAUAA
Talaromyces stipitatus ATCC 10500 is the source of this 519-nucleotide messenger RNA. Its product is annotated as wd40 protein, putative. Bases 1 to 519 code for a protein of 172 amino acids. The transcript is spliced from 3 exons. Lineage: Eukaryota; Fungi; Ascomycota; Eurotiomycetes; Eurotiales; Trichocomaceae. The record is from RefSeq and is a predicted model, not a curated record. Gene Ontology annotation, molecular function: protein binding.